Messenger RNA from Plectropomus leopardus (leopard coralgrouper), 770 nucleotides. Its product is annotated as galactose-specific lectin nattectin-like. NCBI's taxonomy places the organism in Eukaryota, Metazoa, Chordata, Actinopteri, Perciformes, Serranidae. The record is from RefSeq and is a predicted model, not a curated record.
UCUGAGUCCAACAACCCAGAAAAGGUAUAUAAACUGUGGGUGUCCCUCUCAAAGACAUCCUGCUACCUGCUACUCCUGCAAGAGCAACCUCACCUGAUCAUCACAAGAUGGCAUCAAGUCUUUUUUUAAUUGCGGUCUUCUGUUUGGCCAGUGGACUGUGGAUCGGAGCCAAUGCGCAGUCUGAUGACUUUUGCUGUGACGAUUGCAAGCAGUGCCCCGAUGGCUGGACUGGGUUUAGGGAUAACUGUUACAAGUACAACCAUGCCAAAAAAGACUGGGCUGAUGCAGAGCGUUUCUGCAUUGGUCAAGGUGGAAACCUGGCAUCCAUUCACAACAAAGAGGAAUUGCACUUUGUCGAAAACCUGAUCUUCACAGCGACCAACAGAAAUGACCAAACUUUCGUUGGAGGCCAUGACACUGUAAAGGAGGGCGUUUGGUUGUGGAGUAAUGGAUCCCCAUUUGACUACAAGGGUAUUUGGGGUAAAGGGCAGCCAAGCAACGGUGGCAGCAGCAAAAGCGAGCACUGCCUGGAGUUGAACUGGAAUGGUGCUCCCAAUGACGUCAACUGUCAUGUAGCGAAGCCCUUCGUUUGUGGCAUAAAGCUGUAAAGUCUCCAACAUGUGCUGACACAUUUGCCAUGGUGAUGUCACAUCCCCACUGAUGAUGUCACUUCUACCAGGGUGUCAAGCCUCGAUGACAUCACUGCAAGAAGAUGUAUUGACAGUUCUGAUUUCGUUUCAGUUGAUUCAAUAAACCGAUAAUCCCGUUAA